Chrysemys picta bellii (western painted turtle) is the source of this 3450-nucleotide messenger RNA. Lineage: Eukaryota; Metazoa; Chordata; Testudines; Emydidae. The record is from RefSeq and is a predicted model, not a curated record.
CUGGCCCUUAGGCCGUACUGCCCUGUAACCAGGGGCGAUUCUAUGGAGUCUGGCCCUUAGGCCGUGCUACCUUGCAACAAGGGGCGUGAACCCUCACACCAUCCUUUUGAAACAGGGACUGUCAAACAUGCCGCAUCGUGUGGAUGUCUCAUGAUGGGGCAAAUGUGCACAAAGGGCAAAGAUGAAAUCCAGGAAACUUAAUUUUACUUCUGAAAAAAGAGUUUAAUCCACAACUUUCUAUCACCAUGAUACAUUCCGGAAGAUUAAAAAGAAGCAGUGCACAUGCUCGGAGAUGCUUUUUCUUGUUCUGUUGGCAGUUUGCAGCGGCCAUGUCAAAGAGACCAUCACAAAGACAAGAGAAAUCAGAAGGAAGCGCCAAUUAGCAGGAUGCUGACACCUUGCCUCCUAAGAAGAGUGGUCUUCCUGGUUCCUUUAAUUUUUGUAGUUGUGCUGCUCACCAUGGAGCUCAUUAAAGCCGACCAAGAAGCAGGAACAACAAUCCCAGCUGAAAGUCGCCCCUGCGUUGACUGCCAUGCAUUUGAAUUCAUGCAGAGGGCCUUGCAGGAUUUAAAGAAGACUGCGUAUAAUCUAGACACACGGACAGAAACACUGCUUCUUCAAGUGGAAAAGAGAACUCUGUGUGACUGUGUAACUGCAGACACGCUGAACUGAAUGCUGGAGAACAGCCAAAAAGUGUCACCGGUUCAGCUGUUUUUUAAAGUGCUGCUGCAUGUAAUACGGACAGCUGUGUGGAGUACAUAUUGCAAGCACGUAAGCCCCAGUGUAGUGAGGAAAGCAGGUGGGGAGUUUCUGUAUGAGAUGGUGGGGUGGGAUGGUCUGUCUUAUGCUUGUUUUCUCCAGGAUGAAGGUGCUACUAUUGUGGCUUGACUGAUUGAUCAUAUCAAGACAGAGCAUUGCAUGCUGGAAUCUGUAGUCUCUGCAGGCUCUAUCUCCAUAUUAAAGGUAAUGGUAGCUACAGCCCAUUCUGUUUAUUUAUAAUGUAAAUUUGGACCAGAUUCAGCCAGUUUGUAACUCUGUGGAUUUCAAUGGUGCUACACCUGCUUAUAUCUGGACUGAAUUUGGCCCUAAACAGGACUCCUGGGUCUCCUGGGACGCCGUCUACUUGAUUGGAGAAAAUAUAGGUAUCCCUGAAUUAAAUCAUACACUGUCACUACCCACUUAGUGCUCCCACUGUAUGCCAGCCCAUGUAGAAAUAGCUAUUAUUUUAACAAUCUAAAUGCAUGUUCUGUACAAAGGGAAAAGGAGAAUAAAACUACUAGAAAAACAGGUAACCCCACACCCAAAUGUACCUUGUUUCCUUUUGAAUGAGAUCUUGACAAUAGGCUAAGCUAAAAGCUCAGUGUGAAUGGGGGAAGGAGGAAUCAAAUUUUCAUUCACUGUCACAGUGCAGUGUAGCUUUUCUCUGAGAAAGUACGUUCACCAUAUGAAUGUACAUGGCACUCAGAUGUUGUCACUGAGCUAGUUAGUGGUGUCACAAAGCAACACACUAUUGAACAAGUCAACUUUUGUACACAUCAAAAAUGUCUGCUAUGUUCUCCCCGGGGUGAGUGCUCAUGCAUACGGGAGCUCUGUUUUCUUUGCCCUCUGCAAACCUUGUGUGUAUAUUGUAAGUAUGAAAAGGGGAAGAAGUGAAAGCAUUAGAAAUUACUGAGUUAUGCAGAUUAAGAGAGACAAGAUGUAGAGAGACCAGGAGGGUGAGGUAAUAUCUUUUAUUGGACCAACUUUUGUUGGUGAAAGAGACAUGCUUUUGAGCUACACAGAGCUCUUCUUCAGAUCUGGGAAAGGUAGUCAAGAGUGUCACAUCUAAAUACAAGAUCCAACAGCUAGUUGAGCAUAAGUAGUUAGCACAUGGUCUAAGGGACCAUUCAAGGCCUGUUUAAACCCCUCCUGAAAGAAAUCUUACCCGAAUCCCCUUUUCUGGCCCCCAAAUAACCCCCCAACCUCUCCAAGCCCAUCACUAGAAGCAAGCUUUAUUUAUUUAGCUUCUUUUCUUUCAGUCCCUUCUUAAAAGUCACUCCUGCUGCCAGGCCUCCUACAAGAAGUAAGUUAAUUAAUCUAAAACGCCCCAAACAACUAAACCCCCAGCCCCCCUUUUUAGUACAUUUAACAGCACCAUCAGGGCAUGCGUAUAAUCUUAUUACUAUAAGCUUUGUCCUUCCUCACCCCUUCCCUGCAUUGUGUGUUAACCCCUCGCUGUGUCACUAUAAAAUUAAAUUAGAAGAUCUGUGAGGCAGAGCUUUUGUCUUAUUUAAAAUAAAAAAUAAAUUAAUUAAUGGAGAUAUCCUAUCUCCUAGAACUGGAAGGGACCAAAGGUCACUGAGUCCAGCCCCCUGCCUUCACUAGCAAGACCAAGUACUGUUUUUUGCCCCAGUUCCCUACAUGGCCCCCUCAAGGAUUGAACUCACAACCCUGGGUUUAGCAGGUCAAUGCUCAAACCACUGAGCGAUUCCCUCCCCCACUGAAAGUACCCAGUACACUUUCUGGUGCUGUAAACAUAUAAACUAAGCAUCGCCAUUUAAAAUGUGUUUAUCCGUUGCUCUAGUUUCAUGUACAACAUUUAUUUGAUAACAUACAUACACAAAUAAAUGGGCCCAUGUCUGCAAUUUAAUAUAACAUAACCCACCUAAAGUCAUACUCUUUCCCCCUCAUCCAUGGAGAUGCUCAGUAUCUUUACGACUCUGUCUUUCUCACAGUCACUCCAUGGGAGUGGGGAACAGCGGAGAUAGGGGCUCAGAGGUCUUAUGAAAGAAUUGAAUUUUAAGACGUGACUUGAAGGAGGUGAGGGUGGAGGCAUAUCAGACCAGGUCAGAGGAAUUUCAAAUGUCGGGGGCCAUGAAGAAGAAAAAGACACAAAGAUCUGCAGGCACGUCACUUCUUUAUGUAAUCCGUCCCUCUUUGCAAGUAUUUACUAGUGGUCAAUGACAUGCAGCCAUAGUGGGGUAAGGAAACAUCCCACCAUAAAAAUGUUAUUUUAAAACUAUUAUGCAUUCUGAACUGUGGAGCAGGGACUGCAGUAAAUGUAAUAAACAGGACCCCCACCCAGGCAAAGGAUUGUUUCCAGCAACUGGUCCAAUAUUUCCUGAUGUCACUCUCUGAUUUCUGCUGUGAACAAUGAAGAUCUUCCACCACGUCAGUAUGUCUUUAUGAGCCUUGCGUGCAAGCUGCUCUUUGAAUCAAGGCACAUGAUACCACCCUCUGAGUCUCACUUAAGUAGCCAGUCGGUGGUUAAAACCAUGUUACAUUCUUACUGCUUUGUCAAUAAAGUCUGAAAAUGGAACUGUGCUGAAAACUCACAGUUAAUAUAGCUGCUGUUUUUCGAGUUACAAAAUCAGCUUGCAGGAGUGCUGACUUUUGCUGUUGCGUAGGGUUAGCAGGACAUGCAUUUCAAGAGAGGCCUGCAUUAAAGUUCUUUUCUUUGAAGGACCUGAA